Molecule: messenger RNA, 591 nt
Organism: Oppia nitens
Lineage: Eukaryota; Metazoa; Arthropoda; Arachnida; Sarcoptiformes; Oppiidae
Exons: 3
Coding region: 1-591 (196 amino acids)
Source: RefSeq, a predicted model, not a curated record
AUGCGUUUAGUAUUUUUGCCAUUAGUUUUUGUUAUCAUAAAUUAUUUGCCAUUUAUAUCAUCGACACUAAAGAGCUCAAACAUUGGUUUAACACAAUUAUUGACAGUAAAGGCAACAUUCAAUACAUGUUUCAAAUGUAAUGUCGACUCUCAUGUGUCAAUGAUAUUGGACUCGACUUCUGUAGAUUCAAUUGACAUGACAUGCAAUGGCUUUGUAUACAAUCAGAUGUCUUAUUAUUAUAAAGUUUUUAUUGAUAAUAACCCACAACUGUUGACAAUCAAUCAAUUGCACAGUUUUUCUGCAUUUUUAAACGGUAAUAUGGUGUCGGUAUGGAAUGGAUUCAUAUCCAACGGCACCUGUGCUGGUGAUUACAUCUAUUCAGUUGUCUUUUCUAAAGCUGAAAAUCAAAACGGAUGUAAUGGUGAUCAAGGAGUCCGACAACUGUCGGUUAUUUGGGAUAUGUUUCAGAUUAUAGGCAAAUGUGACUCAUUAUGCUAUGGCAAGGGAUUCACAACAUUAAGACCAGCCAUAAGUAAUAAAGGAAUUGUUGAAUAUAAAGAUAUUUAUUCUGAUAACCAGUAUUUUAGUUAA